Molecule: messenger RNA, 1863 nt
Organism: Hordeum vulgare subsp. vulgare (domesticated barley)
Lineage: Eukaryota; Viridiplantae; Streptophyta; Magnoliopsida; Poales; Poaceae
Product: transmembrane protein 87B
Exons: 5
Coding region: 94-1647 (517 amino acids)
Biological process (GO): transport
Cellular component (GO): Golgi apparatus; membrane
Source: RefSeq, a predicted model, not a curated record
UGGAGGGGUUGGAUUGUGCGAGAAUCCCAGAUCUACCACCCGCCCCACACCCACACGCCGCUGGCCCUGGUCUCGAGAUCUCUGGCGCCUCCCAUGGAUCCCCACCCCCUUCGCCUCAGCGCGCUCUUGGCGGCCCUCGUGCUUGCCGCCGGCGGCGGGUGGUGGGGCCGUGCGGAGGCGUCGAUCCACACCUACGGCCGCGAGUCGUUCCGCGAGGUGGGUAACGCUUUCCUCCUGUCCGGCGGCAGCGAGGGCAUCGUCGCCGACGGGGCCGAUCUCGCCGCCCCCGCCUCCUCCUUCAUCAAGUUUGUGAAUGUUACUUUCUGGAGGAACGCAGAAUCGGCAGAAUCACAUUCAAAAAUGGCACAUAGUACAGGCUUGGUGCAAGCUAUUUUAUUUGAAGCAGCUGACAGGGAUAACAUUGGGGGUUCUGCCUAUGGUGGACAGAGGUCCAUUUGUUGCACCCCUGACCUUGCUAAACUAGAGGGCUGCAAACAAGGUGAAGUAAUCAGGAGGCCAUCUUCUGAUGAUCCAGAUUGGCCUGUCGUGAUAGAUACACACUUCAGUGCUAAUCACCUUUUUGUGAAGUUGGAUGACGAGGAAGUUCACAUUACGAAGACAGGCAUGUACAACUUGUUCUUCAUUUCUUGUGAUCCAAAACUAAGGGGCCUUGCUAUGAGUGGGAAGACAAUCUGGAGAAAUCCUGGGGGGUACCUACCAGGACGAAUGGCACCUCUGAUGAGAUUUUAUGUUUUUAUGUCGCUGGCAUAUCUAUUAGUCAUGGUUGUCUGGUUUAGCAAUUACAUCAGAUUUUGGAGGGAUAUACUGCCAAUACAGAAUUGGAUCACACUAGUAAUUGCUCUUGGCCUAUUUGAGAUGACACUAUGGUACUUCGAGUAUUUAAACUUCAACAGCAGCGGUGUACGGCCUGUUGGAAUUACAACUUGGGUUGUAACUGUUGGUGCCAUCAGAAAAACAGUUUCCCGUCUACUGAUCCUUUCUAUAUCGAUGGGAUACGGUGUUGUUCGCCCAACUCUAGGAGGGCUCACCUCUAAGGUUUUACUCCUUGGGCUUACAUAUUUUCUGGCUUCUGAAUUACUGGAUAUUUCCGAAAAUGUUGGAACAAUUAAUGACAUCUCAGGCAAAGCAAAGCUUUUCCUUGUCCUUCCUGAUGCAUUUUUGGAUGCUUUUCUCAUACUUUGGAUUUUCACUUCUCUUUCCCGCACUCUCGAGAAACUACAGGCAAGGAGGAGUUCUGUGAAAUUGGAUACAUACAGAAAGUUUACGAAUGCACUGGCGGUCUCUGUAAUAGCUUCAGUUGUCUGGAUUGGCUAUGAGGUCUAUUUCAAAGCAACAGAUCCCUUUAGUGAGAGAUGGCAGAGUGCCUGGAUCAUAACAGCCUUCUGGGACGUUCUUGCAUUUGUUUUGCUUAUUGUGAUAUGUUAUUUGUGGGCACCUUCCCAAAGCUCACAAAGAUAUGCAUAUUCAGGUGAAGCUGUCGAUGAUGAUGUUGAGGAGGCUCAGCCUCUGACAAAGGGGUUUGAUGGUGAUGUAGGGAUGGUAAAAAUCGACAAAGACAGAAAUGUUGGUGCUACCAGUGCUUUCAGCUUGGAAGAUGAUGAGGCUGAAGAGGACAAAAGAGAAUAGUAUUUCUUCCCUGAUGUCCUUGUGCCCAUGUACCCAGAAACAAGUGGUUUGUUGGAGGGAGGAUGUUCCCGGUUUCGAGUGUUUUUUUUUUGGUGAUUCGGUCUCCUCUGAUGUUCUUACCCUAUUAGGCAGGUUUUGUUUUAGAAGCGUGUGAUUCUUACUACACCGUGGAAGUGUGAUGACCCGUGUUGGGGUGGAUCGGUGCUUGACUUUGAA